AUGGCUAGAUACUACUCCCAGGAACCAAUCCGCCACAAUAAUGCUUACAAGGUCUCUAAGCCAUCAGCUGCCCAAAGAAAGUACAACAAGGAGUUUAAUGCUGCUGUUGCUGAGGCUGCUGCUGAAAGAUUCUACAACGAAGCCAACUACUCCUCCGACUCUGAGUCUUCGUCCGAAGAAUCUUCCUCCGACGAGUCUUCCUCCGAAGAGUCCGACUCUGAGGCUGAAUACGACCAAGACUUGGUUUUCCCACACUCUGACGAAGUCGUUUACUACCCAAACACCUCUGACGAAGAAGAGGCUUCCGACGAAGCUUUGUUGGACAUUUUUGACGAGUCUGACACUGAAAUGGAAGUUUCCGAGACCAGCUCGGACGAAGAAGUUUAUGAGUUCAACCUCGCUAACAACGACGGAGAAGAGUUUGAAGAGCCAGAAUUCAAGCAAUAUAACUUGGAAAACAACGACACUCAUUACAAGUUGACCUACAAGUUGUUCAACCCAGUUGAUAACUCUCGCAUCAUGCCACAUACUGUUGAGUUGAACUACCUCGUCAAGGACGAUGAAUUGGUUAUCAGUGGCGAAGUUUUGUUGCCAAAGUAUGAUGAAGCUGCUGAAGAAUCUGAAUCUGAGUCUGAAUCUGAGUCUGAAUCCGAAUCCGAUUCCGAGUCUGACUCUGACUCCGAUGAGUCUCUUUCUGAAAGUGAAAUCUUGGAGGCCAUCAAUGACGAGUUUGAAAAUGAAAACCAAUUCGACAACGAAAUUGAGUUGCAAAACUUGAACUUCGAAACUCAUUUCCAAUUCAACGCUGGUGAAAUCGAAGUCGAGUUGAUCCACUCCAAGAUCACUGGUCAGAACAGAGACAAGUUGCAGAUCAUCAUUCCAAAGGUUAACGCCUACGACGAGUCUGAUAACGAAGAGAUUGUCUCUAUCCCUGUUAGAGGUGGGGCCCCAGUUUACGAUUCUGAUGAUGAGUCCACGGAUGAAUCUAUGGAUGAUUCGAUGUAUGAGUCUUACGAUGAGGAUGCCGAAGAAGCCAUCUACAAGGUCCUUGCCAACGAGCCCGAAAGCGAAGAUGAAACCAUCUACAAGGUUAUCCGCAACGGUGAAGAUUCCGACAGCGAUGAGGAAUGCGAAGAGUGUGAGGAGUGCGGGGAAUGUGAUGGCUGCGAAGAGUGUGACAGUGAAGAGUGUGCUGAAUACGAGAACUGUAAGUGUACUACUUCCGACUCCGACUCUGCCUCCGAGCAGGAUGCCGUCAUCGAAUACCCAUUGCAAGCUGCCAACUUUGAUUCUGAUUCGUCUGACUCGUCUUACACAUCCGACUCCCCUGAUUCGUCCGACUCUUCCGACUCCGAUGCCGACGUCUACGACUGCGAAUUCUAA
Babjeviella inositovora NRRL Y-12698 is the source of this 1383-nucleotide messenger RNA. RefSeq lists its product as uncharacterized. The coding region runs from base 1 to 1383 and encodes 460 amino acids. NCBI's taxonomy places the organism in Eukaryota, Fungi, Ascomycota, Pichiomycetes, Serinales. The transcript has a single exon. The record is from RefSeq and is a predicted model, not a curated record.